GAACUCUCUUCCCAGCCUCACCUGGACGCACGGCUCAACACCAGAUAGUCGCCCAUGAGUUGGAAAUUAGUGCGUCCCGCUACUCUACAUCAACACCGGAGGCGGUACCUCGUAUGCGAGUGGACGCGCUGCGGUUUAUCGGGGAAGAUCCAAUGGGGUGGAUCUUUCGCAUUCAAAAGUAUUUUGAUUACUUUUUAACACCGGAGCCGGAGAGACUUCAACUGGUGGCCAUGUUCAUAGAUCAUCCGGCGUCCGAAUGGUUUCACUAUUCUCAAGCUAAUAAUGGUACGACUACAUGGGAGGACUUUCUUUUGGCCGUUCAGCAACGCUUUGAUCCGCACUAUUAUGAGAACUACGUCGGGUUGCUGUCCAAACUCACCCAAACCACGAGCGUGAUGGAAUACCAGACCGCCUUCGAGGCCCUUCUCAACAAGCCCCGGUCUUCUUCCUACUCCACGACCGGCACAGCCUACGGCCAAAGCUCCCGCCCCCCAACCGCUUCGGGUUUGCCCGUAGUUCGUCUGACUGAUGCGGUCAAGGCCGAACGCAACAAGAAGGGGUUAUGCUGGUACUGUGACAAAAAGUAUACCCCGGCACACAACUGCAGGUGCCGCUUCUUUCUCCUCAUGGGGCAAGAUGAUGAUGAGUCAGAACUAGAACCUCCUCUAGCGGCCGAACUGGACGAUGAUGCUCUGGUCAUUCUCGGUGAUAUUUCCAUCAUGCAUUCGUUGGCCGGCAGCCCUAGCCUGCGGUCCUUAAAAGUUUCCGGCUUUGUCAAUUCGGCGGUGGUCCAGGUAUUGUUGGAUAGCGGCAGUACACACAAUUUUAUCCACCCCAGCGUCGCGGAACGUUUGGCUUUGCUUUUACAUCCGGUAACCCUGUUUCGUGUUUAUGUUAGCAAUGGUGAUUCCUUGCGUUAUUCAUACUCUUGCACAAGGACUCCUCUUCGGUUACAAGGCCACCUAUUUGAUGUUGAUUUAUAUUUGUUGGAAAUCCAUGGUCCAGACAUUGUGUUGGGUGUGCAGUGGCUUCAAGCCUUAGGGAAGGUCUCACACGACUACGCCAAAAUGACGAUGGAAUUUAUAUGGAAAGGGGAAAAUAUCACAUUGCGAGGUGACACAGUCGAGCCUAGACCUAUUUCUUACGGUUGGCUAUGUUCCUUGGCAUGGGAUGUGGUGUCAUGUGAUCUCUAUGAACUCACUCCGGCGCCCUCGGACACCACGACGGCGGAAGAUGGCCUAGCACUAUCGGCAGACUUGCCAUCAGCUGCCCGCGCACUUCUCCAAGCCCAUGACAAGCUCUUUCGCCUCCCUUUGGGUCUGCCACUAGCCCGAGCUUUAUACGGCCGACCUCCGCCUUCACUGUUCCCCACUUUAUCCAUCCGUGCAUGCACGCCAACAGUGGAGGACCUUUUGCGGGAUAGGGAAGCCAUGCUUGAAGAUUUGAAGCUCCAGUUGCGGAAAGUGCAGCAACGGAUGCGAGACCAGGCGAACCAGCAUCGACGCCAAAACAGUGAUGUUGGCCUUUUGGACAUCGCUGUUGGCUUGACUGUUGCUUCCCAAGUAAUGGACAGCGCUGUUAUGAAAGUGGGAGAAACCACGGUCCCAAAGACCAAAGAUGAGUUUGAUGUCGAAGACUAUGCGAAGGCUAUCAACAUGCUAUACUGUGCGGUUAACCCCGAAGAUUACCGAAAGAUCUCUUGUUGCUCAACCUCCAAGGAGAUGUGGGACAAGCUUGAAGUGACGUACGAAGGUACCGAUCAAGCCGAUGCCAUCUACGAGUCAAUUGGUGUCUCCAACGUCACAAUCGAUGGGUUAAGAUGCAAUAUCAAAACUUACGAAUCUACCAUGCUUAAUCCAUCGUUGGACGAACAAAGAAAGAAGGGAAUAGCUCUCAAAGCCACCAAGGAACCGGUGGAAGAGGUUUCAAGCGACGAUGACAACGAGUUUGGACUCGUCAUCAAGAAGUUUCACAAAUUCAUGAAGAAGGAAUUUGAGCGUAAAGGAAGGAAGCACGACGGUCCUCCGAAGUGCUACGGCUGUGGCGAGAUUGGCCACAUCAAGCCAAGGUGUCCAAAAGCCAAGAACGGCAAGGACAAGCCCGGCUUCAAGAAGCAAAGAGCUUACAUCUCUUGGGGUGGCGAUUCUGGCGACGAGUCAACCGACCAAGAGGAGGACGAAGCUGCCAACCUUUGCCUCAUGGCACACGAAGAUCAAAGCGACGAUGUCCAAGAGCUUGGGCGCAUCGCCGGCCUCCCCUACCAAGCCGACGACAUCUCCACCAAUGGCGGAGAAGAUUGGGUGCUCAACAACGAGGGGUUGGUCCUUGAUGAACUCGGCAUCACCACCCUCAUCCGCCACGCCACGGGUCGCCCCACCAUCCACUCCGCGACCCCCGAAAGCCGCCUCCUUCUCUACAUCGUGUCCCGCAUCCUCAAACCAAGGAAGCACGGACACACGAUUAUGUCAGAAGAGGACCUCAAGCUUCUCCAUGCAAUCAUGCACUCGGUGCCGAUCAAUUUGGCGAAGUUUGUCAUGAUCCACAUGACGGACGCCACGUCGCUUACCCACGAUCGCCUCCUUCCGUACCCCCUCUUGGUGAUGGACAUCCUUGAGCGGUUCAAGGUGGACGGGAUGGGUGGGUACCUUAAACGGCUCGACGAGGCUAUUCAACGUCCAGGGUACGCCAUGAACGUGUACUUCCAACGUGUUAACUACGUCCCUCCACCGUGCCAAGCCACGGUCCUUGGGCAAGAGUACGGUAACGAGGACAAAGAGGAUGGCUCCUACGCCCCGUCAAGCUCCCCGGACGAGGAUGAAUUCGACGACGCCAUUGAUGGUGAUGCAAUGGAUGUUGACGACGAUGAGGAGGAAACCGAAGACGAAGAGGAGGAAGACGAAGACUAGGCCGCACCUAGAUUUUCUAUCUUUUUUCUUUUAAUUUUUCAUGUUUUUUUAAUUAAUUUCUUCCGUUGUACUCCGCUUUUUCCCAAUUCAAUAAAAAAAGUUAUGCUUUAUCUUUUUGUUAAUACUCUGGAUCGCGACCCAUUUAAAAAUAUUUUUGGAGUAACGCGGAAGUACAAUAAUAAUCAAAUCAUGACACAUUUAAAAUCUUGAUGAUCAAACAUUUGCCUGCAAUCCCUGCAUCUCCUCCGACUCAUUGCCCUCCGGGAGUGGUUCCGUCAUUAUCUUCUUGUUACCUACGUGUAGUCAACGAAAAAUACAAACUACACGCUCAGCGAAACCGCUGAGUGGUACCACGCUAGAAUUGUAGAAUAAUUUCACAGACAUAUACAUAUACAUAUAUAUACGUCCACAAAAAUGUAUAACAAUAUUCAUGAUAUGGCACAUUAUAUCAUAUGGCCAAGUUGAUGGUUCAUAAUGAUAAAUAUUUAAUGAUAAUUACAUGAUGCCACAUUUAAUCAAUUUGAGUGUUCUUGAUGAUGAUUACAUGACACCUAUGUAAUCAAUAUAAUUGUACUUAAUGAUGAUAACAUGAUUUCACAUUUAAUUAAUUUGAUUGUUCUUGAUGAUGAUUACAUGACACCUAUGUAAUCAAUAUAAUUGUACUUGAUGAUGAUAACAUGAUGCAUGAAACUAACGUGCAAGGACGACCCUUGCGCUAUGAGAUUCGCCCAGGUUGUACGACGAACUCACGCCACCUUAGUCUCACGAAUGAGGUGAGACUAGAAAAAAUGGGGGUGGUACUCGAAAGCCUGAAUACCAUGUACGUACACUAAGCCCGAACGUGUGGUGUCGGACUGCUAAGUCCCGCACAAUCACGCUAUAAGAGACGCACGAGGCAUGAUCUCUUACGCAUGCAUAUGAUGUGAAAUGCUUCAAUAUGAUCAAUAUGAAUGAUGAAAUGAAUGAUAUGAUAUGAGCAAUUUGUAAACAAUAUGACUAUAUAUUCAUGCAUGAGUUUAAUUGGAUGAAACAUGAUUAAAAUAUCAUUUAAUUAAGCUACUCGGCUCGGAACGAUCGACCGUUUGACACGGCGGUCGACUGUGCUUCAAUUCAUUUCGUCAGUCUGGAACACCGUGACGGUCGACCGUGGUUGACCGGCGGUCGACCGUUGUUGACUGCUUCAGUGUGGCUGCGUUCGGCUGAGCUUCGGCGGUCGAUCGUUUGGCUACGGCAGUCGACCGUUCUGUUGACAGUAGUAGUCCGUUUUGAAGUUUAAUACGACGGUCGACCGUUUGCGUCGACCGUUUGGGUCUGCAAAUCUUAUUCUUGAUAUUUUGAGUGUCUAGAGUACUUCCUUA
Molecule: messenger RNA, 4264 nt
Organism: Cuscuta campestris
Lineage: Eukaryota; Viridiplantae; Streptophyta; Magnoliopsida; Solanales; Convolvulaceae
Source: the annotation of a GenBank genome assembly